Messenger RNA from Cucumis melo (muskmelon), 816 nucleotides. RefSeq names its product putative CCR4-associated factor 1 homolog 8. The transcript has a single exon. NCBI's taxonomy places the organism in Eukaryota, Viridiplantae, Streptophyta, Magnoliopsida, Cucurbitales, Cucurbitaceae. The record is from RefSeq and is a predicted model, not a curated record. The coding region runs from base 1 to 816 and encodes 271 amino acids. Gene Ontology annotation, molecular function: nucleic acid binding; poly(A)-specific ribonuclease activity. Gene Ontology annotation, cellular component: CCR4-NOT core complex; P-body; CCR4-NOT complex.
AUGAGUUUCGUUCGACAAGUUUGGUAUCAUAAUCUCACCCAAGAAUUGGUCAUUCUCAACGACCAACUUUUCAAGUUUCCAGUGAUUGCGAUGGACACUGAGUUCCCUGGCUUUCUCCGAUCAACUCUGAGAGGUGCUCCCGAGGAACAUUUCUACCAAGAUUUGAAGUUCAAUCUAAACCAUUUGAAAAUUCUUCAAUUGGGUCUCACUCUGAUGGAUGAGAACGAGCAUGUUGGGUUGUCUUGGGUGUUCACCUUUUCUGAUUUUGAUGAACAAACAGACUUCUCUAGUCCUACGUCAAUCCAAUAUUUGAAGAACAAGAAAGGGUUUGAAUUCAAGAAACAGAGGAAAGAUGGAAUUCCAUCGGCUGAAUUUCGACGUGCAUUUCUGCCGAUCUUUUCUAGCAAUCGGAUAACCAAAUGGAUCACAUUUCAUGGCAUUUACGAUGUUGCUUAUUUGUUGAAGCUAAUGAUGAUCAGAACCAUGCCGGAGUCCAUGGUGGAAUUCGCCAUCAUAGCUCAACGUCACCUUGGUACAGUCAACGACCUCAAGCACAUGAUUCGCAAUUGUGAAUAUUUAAUGAACGGUGAACUUGGACUUAAGAGACUUGCCGAGUUACUCAAUGUGAACGACACUAUUUUCAACGGUGGUUCUGAUAGUUUGCUGAUAGCUUUGGCGUAUGCAAAGAUGAAGAAGACGCUCAAGUUUUCGUCGGAGAUUACUGAUGGAUUUUUGUAUGGUUUUCAUUACAGAAUUCGAGGAUAUAGAACCUUUUGCUAUCUAAUAACAUAUUACCCAAACUCAUUACCUUUCUAA